Molecule: messenger RNA, 2103 nt
Organism: Cottoperca gobio
Lineage: Eukaryota; Metazoa; Chordata; Actinopteri; Perciformes; Bovichtidae
Product: cullin-associated NEDD8-dissociated protein 1-like
Exons: 11
Biological process (GO): SCF complex assembly
Source: RefSeq, a predicted model, not a curated record
AGAGGUACUUUUACUGCAGUAAAGGAUUUAAAUACUUCUUCCACAACUGAAACAUCAUUACUUUUCUCUCUGUGUCUUUCUUUCCAGAUCAACUUGUCGUCCAUCCUGCCAGAGACUCUGUCUGUGUUGGGAUCUUUCUUGCGGAAGAACCAGCGAGCUCUGAAGCUCGCCACACUGGCAUGUCUGACGGCGCUGGUCACACAUCACGCUGCCAGCAUCAAACCUGCAGCCCUGGAGCCCGUUCUGAGCGAGCUUCCUGCUCUGGUGGACGAGAGCGACAUGCACGUAUCACAGGUUUCCGUCACCUUGCUGACCUGCAUGACCAGAGCCUGCCCCUCCUCUCUGGCUAAGAUCAGCUCCUCCGUGCUGCCGGGCGUCUUCAGGCUCGUGCACUCUCCACUGCUGCAGGGUGCAGCGCUGGCAGCCAUACUGGACUUCCUACAGGCACUGGUGCUGUCCAAAACCAGUAACCUGGGCUACAGUCAGUUGCUGAAGUCUCUCACAGAUCCGUUCCACAGCGCUCAGUCUUCAGACACCUCCAUCAUCCACAGACAGUCGUAUCAGUCUGUCGCUCGCUGUGUGGCUGCUCUGUCCUCCUCCUGCCCCAAAGAGACACCAGCCACUGUGUCCAGCCUCCUGCAGGAGGCCAAGAACCCUGGUUCUCCGGAGUCUGCCCGAGUCCUGGCUCUGUUGUGUCUGGGGGAGGUGGGGAGGAGCGGCAGCCUGGGGGGAAGUAAGGAGGUGCAGGGCGUCAUCCUGGAGGCCAUCUCCUCCACCAAUGAUGAGGUGAAGACGGCGGCGUCCUGCGCUUUAGGCAGCAUGGCGGUCGGCAGCCUGAACGACUACCUGCCCUUCCUGCUGAAGGAGAUCUCCUCCCAGCCGCGGAGACAGUACCUGCUCCUGCACUCCCUCAAAGAAGUCAUCAGUGCCUGUCCGGCCUCUAGUCUCUCGGCCCACGUGGAGUCCAUCUGGGCUUUGCUGUUUCAGAACUGCGAGUGUCAGGAGGAGGGGACCAGGAACCUGGUGGCUGAAUGUUUGGGGAAACUGACCUUAGUGAACGCUGCACAACUGUUACCCAGACUCAAACAGCAGCUGAGAGACGGUUCUCCUCUGACUCGCAGCACGGUGGUGACAGCUGUCAAGUUCACUAUUGUCGACCAACCGGCUCCCAUAGACUCACUGCUGAAGGACUGCAUCGGCGACUUCCUGAAGACGCUGCAGGACGAGGACCUCAACGUGCGCCGAGUCUCGUUGGUGAUGUUUAACUCUGCAGCUCACAACAAGCCAUCUCUGAUCCGGGGUCUCCUAGCAACAGUGCUGCCUCACCUGUACAAAGAGACGCAGAUCAGGAAGGACCUCAUCAGAGAGGUGGAGAUGGGUCCCUUCAAACACACGGUGGACGAUGGUUUGGAUGUGCGUAAAGCAGCUUUCGAGUGCAUGUACACCCUGCUGGACAGCUGCCUGGAGGGGCUGGACGUCCUGCACUUCCUGGAUCAUGUGGAGGAAGGACUCAAAGAUCACUAUGACAUCAGGAUGUUGACCUUCCUGAUGUUGGGCAGACUGGCCUCUCUGUGUCCUGCAGCUGUUCUCCAAAGACUGGACAGACUGAUCGAGCCUCUGAAAGCUACCUGCACCACCAAGGUGAAAGCCGGAUCGGUGAAGCAGGAGUUUGAGAAGCAGGAGGAGCUGCGGCGCUCCGCCAUGCGCGCUGUCGCCGCCCUGCUGGCCGUGCCCGAGGUGGAGAGGAGCCCCAGCAUGGCUGACUUUGCCAACCAGAUCAGAACCAACGCUGACAUGGCGUCCAUCUACCAGAGCGUGCAGGGAGGGGACGGGGGGGGCUUAGGGCCCGCAGAGGGCAUGGAUAUGAGCUAGACGCCGGAUGAUGGAAGAAAUGUUUCACUUUGAUGUUUUUUCUAGACAAAAGCCUUUUUAAAGAAGCACGAUGAGGUUCAAAUGUGUUAUACAAUCACAGCUGCAUUUUAAAAACUGGCCUUUUUAGUAGGAAUUUCCUCACCAACAAAAAGAAAAGCGACACUGGCCUUGUUUUCUUGGUCAGAAAUGGGUUUGUUAAGUUCUCAUGAAAUAAAGUGGGAGCAACACUUU